CUUUUACUUUCAUUCACAAAACUUUCAACUCAGGCAGCACCGCUCGCACCGCUCACCACAGCUUCCCGAAACUACUUUUCCUCUAACUUUAUUUGUUUAUUUUUUUUACAAACAACGGCGGAAAGUUACCUUUUUUUAAAAAAAAGAAAAAAAAGCUUGGUGUCCCGGUAGAAGUCUCAUCACCAAGCGGACGGAGCGUGUCUAUAUUUGGGGGGGUGUGACAGCCCUUCUCCGUACAGCUGUGCCGGGCUUGUUUAUUGAGUUGAACAGGUUGAAAACACACGGCCGGGUCGUGUUCUUCACUGGAAUAUUAUUAUUUUCUUCUGCUGCUUUAAUUUGAGCCGAACUCGAUGCCGUUGUCAUGAUUCAUCCGUCAAAUAUUGAAACUCUGGGAUCUAAGCUUGUGUAUGACAUGAAUGACAAACAGGACAGGCCUUAUGUGUGCGGCGCCCCAGGCUGCUCUCAGCGCUUCCAGUUAGAGGAGCACCUGAUCAUCCACAGACACAAGCAUGAGAUGACCCUCAAGUUCUCCUCCAUAAAGACGGACCCAGCUUUUACAGACCAGACUCCAACGCCGACGAGAUUUUUGCAGAACUGUGAAGAGGUUGGUCUGUUCAAGGAGAUAGAGGAAGAGUUUCUUCAAGCACAAGAAGAGGAACAGAACAAGCAGACGCUCUCUCAGAAUGGGCCGUCCUGUAUGAACCAGCACCCGCUCAAACCCCAGCUUCAGCUCCAGCACCCGCCGCCCCAGCCUCAGCACCCACAUCCCCAGCCUCCGCUGCACCAUCCUCAGACCCAUGCCCUGCACCACCCCCAGGCCCACGGCCCCAUGAUGGCCCCCAGCUGCAGCCUGGCUGCCCAGCAAGCUCUGUCCUCCUCUGAGUCCGGAUCAGUCAUCACACAGGCUCCUUCCACCUUAACACACUCAGGGCCGGUUCCUGGGCCGCUGUCUUGCCUCCACCACAUGAACAGGAACAGACACAGACAACCUCUGCCAGCCUCCUUACCUGGCACCCUGCCAGACCCCGCCAUGCAAGGGGCAUCUGCUCAGCACAUGACGGUGGAGAAGCAGAUGUCUUGUGUAAUGGGUAUACCAGCUCCUGUACACAACCCCUCCUGUUCCUCACCUCAGAGAAACAAACAGACGAUGGGUCACCAUUACCAGCAGCACCACCCGGGAAUGGCCGCCAUCAACAACCCCGCCACAUCCAUGGGUCACAUGAUGGAGAUGAUGUCGCAGCGCCACCAGGCGCCCCCCCUUCAGCAGCAGCAGCAGCACCAGCACCCUCACCAGCAUCACCAUCAUCCUCAUCACCCGCAGCUUCCGGCGCCGCCCCUCACCUACCAACAGCGAUGUCACGCUCCCCCUCCGCAGCACCUGGGCGGCGCCCGCGGCCACCAGCUUCACCAGGCGGGGAACGUGCCGCACGCUCAGGCUCACCAGUCGCCGCCUUCACACUUGCACCAGGGCUCGCCGCCCGCGCCCGCCCUCUCCGGCCCUCCGCAGUUGUCGCCAGUUGCACAGCAGAUGCAGGCCUCCCACUCUCAGCACGCAUCACUACAGGGUGGCAGUAGCUGCAGCAGCAGCAGUGGAGGAGGGGAGGGCGGAGGCGGCGGAAGCGGCGGCCGCCGCAGACGGACGGCGGAGCAGGACCCGGACGAGCGGAGGCAGAAGUUCCUCGAGCGCAACCGGGCCGCGGCCACCCGCUGCCGACAGAAGAGGAAGCUGUGGGUGUCGUCGCUGGAGAAGAAAGCCGAGGAGCUGACGCACACGAACCUGCAGCUACAGAACGAGGUGACGUCGCUGAGGUCGGAGGUGGGUCAGCUGAAGCAGAUUCUGCUCACCCACAAGGACUGUCCCGUCACUGCUCGGCAGAGAGAGGCACAGGGGUACCCCACUGCAGGCGUGAGCCCAGGAGGAAGUCCCACUCCUGUAGUCCCUGGGUCUCAUCUGCAAGCCAUCCAACACAACAGCGUCUCCACCUCCUCGGCAGCUGGAGGCGACACAGGGCACGACCCCCAGCCCGGACGCUAGCCCUCGCCGUAUAAACGAAACGCUGCGUAGGCCGAUGUGAUGUGAGGGAUUUGUUCAAGGUUGUUGUCAGAUGUUCUGGUUUGGGGAGGGGCCAGAAGCUCGUACUCAGAGAUAACCUGCAGUUUCGUUUUCUAUAACAGGUGCAAAAAUGACCCUUUCUUGGAGCCUUGUUAAAAAAACUGUGAUGGUUACUUGGCAACUGGAUCCUGUGUUUAUUCAGAAAACGUCUGUUUCUGUGUACAUCAGUCUAACCAUUGCCUGGUGCCCACUGGCCAUGCCCAGAUGCAGUCAUAACACACCUUGCUCUCAUUGUUUGCUCUUAUACUUUGCACUAAUUUUAAAAAAAAAAACAAAGCCUAUGUAGUGGUAUAUAUUUCUAACAGAGCGGCAGCUAGUGCGCGCCGCAUUGCCUUUUCUCUGCAGCAGAGGCAGCUUGUCAUAAAUAAUACAACUGUGUUUGUUCGUUUUUGUUUAUGACAGAAAUGCAUUAUUUUGACAUUUCAGAUUUCCUAGUGUUGUAAAUAAUAAGUCGGUCAGGCCCGCGGCCGGGUUUGGAAAGCCAUUUAAAAACAUUGAUUGUACAGUAUGACACGGCACUUUUGUAAUAGCUACAACUGCCCUGAGUAAUUAAGGAACCGUAAGCUGCACCUCGUGUGUCAGUUUAAUUUACACUUAGACGACACUUUUUGUACUGUAAAGAUGUUGACAAUCGCUGUAAAUCUAAUGCAAAAAAAAUAAAUAAAAACACUUAUUCUGGUA
Messenger RNA from Mugil cephalus (flathead mullet), 2794 nucleotides. RefSeq names its product cAMP responsive element binding protein 5a (gene creb5a). Bases 362 to 2035 code for a protein of 557 amino acids. The record is from RefSeq and is a predicted model, not a curated record. Gene Ontology annotation, biological process: regulation of transcription by RNA polymerase II. Gene Ontology annotation, molecular function: DNA-binding transcription factor activity, RNA polymerase II-specific; cAMP response element binding. NCBI's taxonomy places the organism in Eukaryota, Metazoa, Chordata, Actinopteri, Mugiliformes, Mugilidae. The transcript has 11 exons.